AUGAUGUUCGCUUACAAGAAGCACUUCACCACUGCCAUCGUUGGGGUGCUGAUCGCGCUCUCCAUCAUUGCCCUUGUUCUCAGCCUGGUGAAGAUUGAAGAUGUCUCCCUGCCACCCACAGUCAAGUAUGGGAUGGUGUUUGAUGCAGGCUCAUCCCACACCUCUCUGUUUGUCUAUGAGUGGGAUUCAGACAAGGAGAACGACACUGGUGUGGUCAGCCAGACCUUGUCCUGUGAUGUCCAGGGUCAAGGCAUAUCGAGCUAUGCCAAUGAUCCCUCGAAAGCCGGUGAUUCUCUAAGGGAUUGCCUGGAUAAAGCCCUGAAGGUUGUUCCUGCUGCAAAACAGAGGGAUGUCCCAGCUUAUCUCGGAGCAACAGCAGGCAUGAGGCUACUGAGGGAACAGAACAGCUCAACGGCAGAUCAAGUCCUGGCCGAAGUUGCUAAAACCAUGCGAGAGUACCCCACAGCUUUCAAAGGGGCUCGGAUCCUUACAGGAGAGGAGGAGGGGGCUUAUGGCUGGAUCACCAUCAACUAUCUGCUGGACUCCUUCACUAAGUACUCCCCGAAAGCACACACGUGGGUUCAUCCAGAGGCGGCCAACAUUUUUGGGGCACUGGAUCUUGGAGGAGCAUCCACUCAAAUCAGCUUUAUGCCCGAAGGUCCAGUGAUAAACUGGAAUAAAACCUCCAAGUUCAUGCUGUACGGGUAUAACUACAACAUCUACACACACAGCUAUCUCUGCUACGGGCAGAAUGAGAUGCUGAAGCGACUGGCAAAGGAAUUAAUUGCGGAGUCACCCUCCAGCACGCGAGUCGAUCACCCUUGCUACCCAAAAGACUACAAUGAAACCGUCUCGCUGUCUUCCUUCCGCACCAGCCCCUGCACGAACGGCAGCGCACCUCGCGACAGGGACGUGACCCUGGAGGGCAGGGGCAAUGCCGGCGGGUGCCUGGCUGCCAUCAAGAAGCUGUUCAACUUCUCGGCGUGCGGCCAGAGCCAGGACUGCACCUUCGACGGCGUCUACCAGCCCCCGGUCAGAGGGCAGUUCAUUGCCUUCUCUGCCUUUUACUAUAACUUCAAGUUUCUCAACCUGACCGAGGGGCAGUCACUGGCGACUGUCAGGGAGACCAUCGAACAUUUCUGCACAAGAAGCUGGGAAGACCUGUCUUCUAGCUACACUGAAGAGAAUCCUGAGCGACUGCCUAAAUACUGCGCCAACGCCAACUACAUCCUCACACUCCUCCUCGACGCCUACAAGUUCAACGAGACCAGCUGGAACAACAUCUUCUUCCAGAUGAAGGCGGGGAGCGCCGAUGUCGGCUGGACGCUGGGUUACAUGCUGAACCUCACCAACAUGAUCCCGGUGGAGGCUCCAGUGUGGGUGAAGGGGCACAUUCCUUCCCUGUGGGCUGCAGCUGUCACCUUCAUCAUCCUCACCAUUGCCUUGGGGCUUGCUGCCCUGCUCCUGCACUCCUGGGUGUAG
Molecule: messenger RNA, 1482 nt
Organism: Phaethon lepturus (White-tailed tropicbird)
Lineage: Eukaryota; Metazoa; Chordata; Aves; Phaethontiformes; Phaethontidae
Product: ectonucleoside triphosphate diphosphohydrolase 8-like
Biological process (GO): nucleoside diphosphate catabolic process
Cellular component (GO): plasma membrane
Molecular function (GO): UDP phosphatase activity; GDP phosphatase activity
Source: RefSeq, a predicted model, not a curated record